Oryza brachyantha (malo sina) is the source of this 1395-nucleotide messenger RNA. Its product is annotated as myb-related protein Zm1-like. Lineage: Eukaryota; Viridiplantae; Streptophyta; Magnoliopsida; Poales; Poaceae. The coding region runs from base 232 to 1296 and encodes 354 amino acids. The transcript is spliced from 2 exons. The record is from RefSeq and is a predicted model, not a curated record.
GAGGCAGAGGUAGCAGGAGCAGCCAGCCCAGCCCAGCGACCCCGCGUAGCAACCGCCAGGUUUUUCAUCCUGUCAUCAUCGCGUCAGAGCAGCGCGUGCACAUAUAUAGCACCCCGGCUCCCGGUCUCGCCUGCCCUCUGUUCCAUCCAGCCAUUGCUGCUCUGACCAGAAGCUUCAGGAAACCACGAACAGUGAGACGGAGAAGAGAGGGGGAGAGGGGUCGGGGUUGGUAUGGGGAGAGGACGAGCACCGUGCUGCGCCAAGGUUGGCCUGAACAGGGGGUCGUGGACGCCGCAGGAGGACAUGCGCCUCGUCGCCUACAUCCAGAAGCACGGCCACGCCAACUGGCGAGCCCUCCCCAAGCAAGCGGGCCUGCUGCGGUGCGGCAAGAGCUGCCGGCUGCGGUGGAUCAACUACCUGCGGCCGGACCUGAAGCGCGGCAACUUCACCGCCGAGGAGGAGGAGACCAUCAUUAAGCUGCACGGCCUACUCGGCAACAAGUGGUCCAAGAUCGCGUCGUGCCUGCCCGGGAGGACGGACAACGAGAUCAAGAACGUGUGGAACACCCACCUGAAGAAGAGGGCGUCUCAGAGGGAGCAGCAGCAACAGAAGCCGGGAGCUACCAAGAGCAAGGACAAGGCCGUGGACACCAGCGACGCCGACACGCAUUCCCCGUCGUCGUCGGCGUCCUCCUCCUCGACGACGACGGCCAACAACAACGGCUCCAGCAGCGGCGAGCAGUGCGGCACGAGCAGGGAGCCCGAGACGGUCGACGUAUCCCUCCUCGAACCGGAAAUCGACAUCGCGGACAUGCUGCUGGUGGACGACGCGCCCACGGAGGCGUUGCUCGCGGCGCCAAUGCCGCCGUCCCCGUGCUCGUCGUCCUCCCUGACGACGACGGCGUGCAUCGGCGCCGUGUCGGACGACGAGCUGCUGGACCUGCCGGAGAUCGACAUCGAGCCAGAGAUAUGGAGCAUCAUCGACGGCUACGGCGGCGCGCCCGUCGCCGCAGGCGCAGGCGACGCAACAGUGCCAUGUACGACGACGGCCAACGCCGCGAGCGCCAGCCCGGGAGAGGAGGGAGCGGAGUGGUGGGUAGAGAAUUUGGAGAAGGAGCUCGGCCUGUGGGGGCCCAUGGACGAGUCCCUGGCCCACCCGGGCCCACUCGGACAGGUCUGUUACGCGGGCCCACUCACGGAGCUGACAGAUGGGGACCCAGUCUCCACCUACUUCCAGUCCGGGCCCACCGCCUCUCCGCUGCCGGAGAUCGCGUCAUCAUCCGCCGUUCUGUCAUGAGCCCCCGGUGGAUCACGUCCGUCCGAUCGGGACCAGACGGCUGAGUUUAAAUCAACAGUGAUCUGAUCCAACGGACGAGAUCGAUCUCCCAUUGCACUA